Parastagonospora nodorum SN15 is the source of this 525-nucleotide messenger RNA. RefSeq lists its product as hypothetical. The record is from RefSeq and is a predicted model, not a curated record. Bases 1 to 525 code for a protein of 174 amino acids. The transcript is spliced from 5 exons. NCBI's taxonomy places the organism in Eukaryota, Fungi, Ascomycota, Dothideomycetes, Pleosporales, Phaeosphaeriaceae.
AUGGAUGUCUACUACUUCUACAGCUAUGGCACUGCUGCUUGGCUCGCAACUCAAGCUGCGCCCUUGAUCGCGUCGCCAACGAUGAUCGUCGCUCUGCUUAGCCCUGAAGUGCGCGAGGCAUCAACUCUCGAAGUCUACUUCUCCCGCACCCUAGGCUUCACCCUGCUUACCCUCGGCGCCCUAACCGUGCUUCUCACCGGCUCUGUCCCACUCUCUAGUCGUCUCUCCGAAGGCGCAACAACAUCCAACACAGACCCCAAAGCCCCCUACGCCCUCCCCACGCUCACUAUCACGGCAAUUUUCCACGCCAUUUACGCCUUCUACUGCUACGCGAUGUGGACGGAGACGGGGGUGCUGUCGUUCAGCCUGGGCACGCUGGGCUCGACGUUCCUGGCUGCAAUUGCGUUUUGGUGUAUUUUGUUCGCGAGUAGCAAUGGAAGGAUUAGUCGCAAGACGGGCGCGGAUAAGCGGACGAGUGGGUUUCCGUUCAAGAAUACGGAGGCAGAGAAGAGGAAGGGGAGGUAG